Messenger RNA from Drosophila innubila, 3011 nucleotides. It is a transcript of the gene Pi3K59F, whose product is annotated as phosphatidylinositol 3-kinase catalytic subunit type 3. Gene Ontology annotation, molecular function: 1-phosphatidylinositol-3-kinase activity. Gene Ontology annotation, cellular component: membrane; endosome; phosphatidylinositol 3-kinase complex, class III, type II. Gene Ontology annotation, biological process: phosphatidylinositol-3-phosphate biosynthetic process; phosphatidylinositol-mediated signaling; endocytosis. The transcript has 8 exons. The record is from RefSeq and is a predicted model, not a curated record. NCBI's taxonomy places the organism in Eukaryota, Metazoa, Arthropoda, Insecta, Diptera, Drosophilidae. Bases 51 to 2891 code for a protein of 946 amino acids.
GCAGACAUCAAACAGCUGAUUUGCGUAUACAUAAAUAUUUUUUCGUCACAAUGGACCAGCCCGACGAUAAUUUUCGCUAUAUACACAGUUCUUCGCUACACGAACGUGUCCAAAUCAAAGUUGGCACACUUGAAGGCAAGAAACGCCAACCUGAUUACGAGAAACUACUCGAUGAUCCCAUACUGCGUUUUUCGGGUCUCUACUCCGAGGAGUAUCCCUCGUUCCAGGUGCGUUUGCAGGUGUAUAACGAUGGACGACCUUAUUGUCUGCCAGUGCACAGCUCCUACAAAGCAUUCGGAAAACGUUGGAGCUGGAAUGAAUGGGUGACAUUGCCAUUGCUCUUCUCCGAUUUACCACGCAGCGCCAUGUUGGUCCUGACCAUACUGGACUGCUCGGGAGCUGGUCAGACGGCGGUGAUUGGCGGUACAUCGAUCUCAGUAUUUGGCAAGGAUGGCAUGUUCCGCCAGGGCAUGUAUGAUUUACGGGUUUGGCUUGGUGUUGAAGGCGAUGGUAGUUAUCCGAGCCUAACUCCUGGCAAAGGCAAAGAAUCCUCCAAAUCGCAGAUGCAACGUCUGGGCAAGUUGGCUAAAAAACAUCGCAAUGGUCAGGUGCAAAAGGUUGAUUGGUUGGAUCGUCUGACAUUCCGGGAAAUCGAAGUGAUCAAUGAACGUGAGAAACGCAUGUCCGACUAUAUGUUUCUUAUGAUUGAGUUUCCCACCAUUGUUGUGGACGACAUGUACAAUUAUUCCGUUGUUUACUUUGAGCCGGAGGUUGAUAAUAAAUUGAAAAUGCCAACAAAACCCAAAUUUGUUUUGGUUCCCGACUCGGAGAUAAAUAUGGAAAACCUCGUUGAGGAGAAACAUCAUCGUUUGGCUCGUUCGGAGCGCUCUGGAAUUUCUGAUCGGGAUGCAAAACCAACAGCAAAAAAACGAGAUCAACUGCACGACAUUGUGUAUCGCUAUCCGCCAACUUAUGUGAUGAGCAGCGAGGAGCAGGACUUGGUUUGGAAGUUUCGUUUCUACUUGUCAUCGCAUAAAAAGGCGCUUACCAAAUUCCUCAAGUGCAUCAAUUGGAAGCUGAAUGAUGAGGUGACCCAAGCCCUCUGGAUGCUCGCAAAUUGGGCGCCCAUGGAUGUGGAGGAUGCACUGGAGCUGCUCAGUCCGACAUUCACACAUGCUGAGGUGCGCAAAUAUGCGAUAAGUCGUCUGUCACAGGCACCCGACGAGGAUCUGUUGCUCUACUUGCUCCAGCUGGUGCAGGCGCUUAAAUACGAGGAUUUGCGAAAUAUUUUACAACUACACAAGUGCAUUAUACCUGAACAGGAUCGGAAUGUUGUCUGCUCGCUGUUGGAUGAGGAUGAUUCUCUGCUGGAUCAGAGCACCAUCUCCGAUCUGAGUGCAACGAGCAGUGCUCUCCAUGCCUCGGUUAUUCCCGCCAAUCAACGUGCUGCCAGUGUCCUGGCGGCCAUCAAGGGCGAUAAAUCCACAAUGGCGAGCAGUUCAAGUGCUCCGGCUAUCAGAUCCAGCACACCAGGUCUGAGAAUGGAGCGUGCUGAUGUUGCGGAUGCCAGCGCCGCCUCAAUGGCAUCCCAAUCCAAUUCCAUUACGCCUCUGCUGGGCCAAGGCGUUGCCCCCAAUCUGUGCACAUUCCUUAUAGAGCGCGCCUGCAAGAAUGCGACGCUGGCCAACUAUUUGUAUUGGUAUCUGUCCAUCGAGGUGGAGGAUGUGGAGACUGUACGUAAGCAGGAUCAACGCGCCCACGACAUGUACGCCAUGGUUCUCAACAUAUUCCUCAAGGUGCUUGAAAAUGGUAACUUUCAUUUGCGCGGCAUCUUCUACAAUCUGCGCAAGCAACAGAGAUUUAUUGAUGAGCUGGUUAAGUUGGUCAAGUUGGUGGCCAAAGAGCCUGGAAAUCGCAACAAGAAAACGGAGAAGUUUCAAAAGUUGCUUGGGGAGCAGGAUAUGUUUAAAGUGAACUUUACCAACUUUGAGCCCAUACCAUUUCCCCUAGAUCCGGAGGUGUAUAUAACCAAAAUUGUGCCCUCACGUACAUCGCUCUUCAAGAGCACCCUCAUGCCGGCCAAACUCACCUUUGUCACAUCCAUUGCACAGCAUGAAUAUGUGGCCAUAUUUAAGCAUGGUGAUGAUCUGCGUCAGGAUCAGCUGAUACUGCAAAUGAUUACGCUAAUGGACAAGUUGUUACGUCGCGAGAAUCUUGAUCUCAAAUUGACACCGUACAAGGUAUUGGCUACCAGCUCCAAGCAUGGAUUCCUACAGUACAUCGACUCCUGCACUGUGGCCGAGGUGUUGGCGCGGGAGGGAAACAUUUUAAACUUUUUUAGACGCCACAAUCCGUGUGAAGGCGGUCCAUAUGGCAUUUCAUCCGAGGUCAUGGAUACGUAUAUCAAAAGCUGUGCGGGAUACUGUGUCAUCACAUAUUUGCUGGGUGUUGGCGAUCGGCAUUUGGACAAUCUGCUGCUGACCAGCAAUGGGAAGCUGUUCCACAUUGAUUUUGGCUAUAUACUUGGCCGUGAUCCCAAGCCAAUGCCACCGCCCAUGAAGCUGAGCAAGGAAAUGGUCGAGGCGAUGGGUGGUGUCAGCUCGGAUCAUCAUCAUGAAUUCCGUAAGCAAUGCUAUACGGCGUAUUUGCAUUUACGUCGUCAUGCAAACGUCAUGCUCAAUCUGUUCUCCCUGAUGGUGGAUGCAACUGUACCGGAUAUUGCCCUGGAGCCGGAUAAGGCGGUCAAAAAGGUGGAGGAGAAUCUACAAUUGGGUUUAACCGAUGAGGAGGCCGUUCAGCACUUGCAAAGUCUGCUAGAUAUAUCCAUAACAGCUGUGAUGCCAGCGCUGGUCGAACAGAUCCAUCGAUUCACACAAUACUGGCGAAAAUAGAUGUCCAAAUCCAUUAACUUAUAUCUUAAACUAUUCUUAAUUCGAUCUGUGUUUUUAGAUCAAUCGCAGUAGGUUUAUCUACAUGUAUAUAUAAAAAAAUAUAUUAACUGUCUAUAUCAU